Stomoxys calcitrans (stable fly) is the source of this 861-nucleotide messenger RNA. Its product is annotated as farnesol dehydrogenase. Gene Ontology annotation, molecular function: oxidoreductase activity. The coding region runs from base 36 to 791 and encodes 251 amino acids. The transcript has 2 exons. Lineage: Eukaryota; Metazoa; Arthropoda; Insecta; Diptera; Muscidae. The record is from RefSeq and is a predicted model, not a curated record.
CAACUUUGAUUUUUUGGUUUUUUUCUUUUUCAACAAUGGAUCGUUGGUACAACAAAGUCGCCGUUGUGACAGGUGCCAGCAAAGGCAUAGGUGCUGCCAUAACACAGGCUUUCCUGAAGAAUGGUAUCCAAGUUGUAGGUCUGGCUAGACACAUAGAACCUAUGGAGCAGAUGAAGAAAGAAUUACCUGCAGAACUGCAACACAAGUUUAGUGCUCUAAAAUGUAAUGUCUCCGAUUUGCAUUGGGUGAAUGAAGCAUUUGACGAAAUUGAGAGCAAAUGCGAUGGCAUCGAUAUACUUGUUAACUCAGCUGGGUUGUUUCAUCCACAGUCACUUCUAAACGGUGACAUCAGUUUCAUACAAGAAAUGCUGCUAACCAAUGUUAUGGGUGUGGUCCAUUGCAACCAAAGAGCCUACAAAUCUAUGAGAGAUCGUAAUUUCGAUGGUCAUAUCUUUAUUAUAAACAGUAUUGGAGGCCAUAAUAUACCCAUAGCACCCAAAGAGGUCCCACCCAUGGUGGGCAUGUACGUUGCAUCCAAGUGGUCUUUAAAAGCAAUGGCGGAAAUUUAUAGACAAGAAUUUCGUCACUUUGAUACAAAAAUUAAAAUCACUACCAUAAGUCCUGGUGCAACGGACACACCUUUCCUUGAUAACUAUCUAAGGGACUAUACGGAUGGAAAUUUUUUGAAUGCUGAAGAUGUGGCCCAUAGCGUGCUAUAUGCCCUUGGCACACCAACACAUGUGCAGGUUCAUGAUUUGAUUGUUAAACCGGUGGCCGAAUUUGUUCUUUAGUAUCUCACUGUGUUAUUCCUUGUGGUUAUUAUUGGGGGGUAAAAAAAUAAAACAAGGCAAAAUCUGGGUA